AUCAAAAAAAAUCCGACUUUCAUGUGUUUCACGAGCUUGUUUAACUCGUCUUUUUCCGAACAAUUUAAGUAAUAAUCAAAUAUCAGUAGCUUUUUAAAUACUCCGACAUGUUCCAGCUGAGAUCAGUUUUUGCCGUUACUCGCCAAAAUAUUCGGCGAGUUUCUUCGACUCUCAAUGUCAGAAAUGCAGAAGUCGCAGCAGCAGCUCCUAGUGCCGGCGAUAAACUCACUAUACCGUUUCCGGAAGGAGCAGAAAAACCAGCUAGUCCAAAAUUGGUUGCCCUUGUGGACAGUAUUGCAGCCUUAAAUUUGCUGGAAGUUUCCGAACUAAGUGGGCUACUCAAGAAAAAACUGAAUCUUCCCGAUGCCGCUUUGAUGCCAGCAGGAUUUGCCGGCUUUGGUGGUGGUCCAGCUGCGGCCGCCGUGGCAGAAGAAGAAGAAGCCGCGCCGAAAGUAGUCAAAACUACCUUCAAAGUUAAGCUGGUUAAGUUCGACGACAAACAGAAGGUAGCGCUGAUUAAGGAAGUCAAAAACUUGCUGGAAGGUAUGAAUCUGGUACAGGCCAAGAAGUUUGUGGAAAGUGCUCCAACCGUGGUCAAAGAAGAUAUUCCCAAGGACGAGGCGGAAAAACUAAAGGAAGCAUUCACGAAAGUGGGAGCCGUUAUAGAAAUUGAGUAGACGAAGUCAUUGGUUGAUUUUCCUUCCUAUCUUAAGACUAGUUAAUAAAAAUGAAGAUUUACUUACUAAAAAAA
Messenger RNA from Uranotaenia lowii, 751 nucleotides. RefSeq names its product 39S ribosomal protein L12, mitochondrial (gene mRpL12). The record is from RefSeq and is a predicted model, not a curated record. Bases 108 to 677 code for a protein of 189 amino acids. Gene Ontology annotation, cellular component: ribosome; mitochondrial large ribosomal subunit. The transcript has a single exon. Gene Ontology annotation, biological process: translation; mitochondrial transcription. NCBI's taxonomy places the organism in Eukaryota, Metazoa, Arthropoda, Insecta, Diptera, Culicidae. Gene Ontology annotation, molecular function: structural constituent of ribosome.